Molecule: messenger RNA, 1833 nt
Organism: Sander lucioperca (pikeperch)
Lineage: Eukaryota; Metazoa; Chordata; Actinopteri; Perciformes; Percidae
Gene: srsf1a
Product: serine and arginine rich splicing factor 1a
Exons: 4
Coding region: 273-1010 (245 amino acids)
Cellular component (GO): cytoplasm; ribonucleoprotein complex; nucleus
Molecular function (GO): mRNA binding
Source: RefSeq, a predicted model, not a curated record
CGGUGUUUCCGGUAUUCAGAAAUGUUUCUGUAAAGGAGCGCGGUCCCUGAAGAAGCAGGGGUAGUGGUGGGCGCCUCGUCCGGAGUACUGUCUAACGUUACCCACUAAAUAUCCUAAAGAUUACAGCGCAAAACGGCGCUCGUUUGAUUGCUUUCUUCUCUCUGCUCGACGAUUUGCAAGCUUGGAGUCUCGGUGUGGCUCCGCCGACCGUUAAAGAUCUCGCAAACAACAGACCGUUAGCUUAAGUAGCGAGCUAGCUAUCAUUAGCUGCCAUGUCGGGUGUUGUGCGAGGCCCCGCUGGGAACAACGACUGCCGGAUAUAUGUGGGAAAUCUUCCUCCUGAUAUUCGCACAAAAGACGUGGAAGACGUGUUCUACAAAUACGGGACAAUUCGAGAUAUCGAUCUGAAGAACCGGAGAGGGGGGCCGCCGUUCGCCUUCAUUGAAUUCGAGGACCCCAGGGACGCUGAUGAUGCAGUCUAUGGGCGGGAUGGUUAUGAUUAUGACGGCUACAGGCUGCGUGUGGAGUUUCCUCGGAGCGGUAGGGGCUCGAGAGGCGGGUUCGGUGGGAUCGGUGGAGCUCCCAGGGGCAGAUAUGGGCCCCCAUCCAGACGCUCCGAGUACAGGGUCAUUGUGUCGGGACUCCCUCAGAGCGGCAGCUGGCAGGACCUGAAGGACCACAUGCGUGAAGCAGGCGACGUGUGCUACGCCGACGUUUUCAGAGAUGGAACCGGAGUUGUAGAAUUUGUGCGCAAAGAAGACAUGACCUAUGCCGUCCGAAAGCUGGACAACACCAAAUUCCGCUCGCAUGAGGGAGAGACUGCUUACAUUCGUGUGAAAUUAGACGGUCCCCGCAGCCCAAGUUAUGGAAGAUCACGCUCCCGCAGCCGUGGCAGUCGGAGCAGGAGCCGCAGUCGCAGCGCCAGCCGCAGUCGCAGCAAUUCCCGGGGCCGUGGCAGAGGAUCGCCCCGCUACUCGCCUCGUCACAGCCGCUCUCGAUCCCGUUCUUAAACCUUUCUACCACCGAUGUGUUGCCCUUUUGAUGUAUACCCUCCUGUUUUUACCUCUUAUGAGUUUCUCCUAAUGUCAGCAAUUGAUUUUUAAUUUUUGCAUUUCAUGUCCCGAUGUCCUUGUGGGUGAUCAUGGUAUGUAGAUGUACCCCCCUCCUCCUCUUUUGCCCUUUAACCCCCCACCCUCUCCAGCUGCUUUGUCAUUUUAUUUUCUCCCUCGCUCUCUCUCUCCCUUUUUUUCUGUCCUCUGAAUUUUUGCAACAUUAGGAAUUGUGCUGUCGAACUUCAAAAAUGUUGAGUUGUCAUAAACUGCACUCAAUGUUUUUGCAAGUAUUGAAAAUUGAGUUUUAUUUUUGUUUUAUUUUAAAAAAACAACAACACAGCUUUUCUUAUUGGAUAUGUGGGGUGGGCUGUUUGGAUGGGGAGCCCAAUGCUUAACUGUAUUUUACCCUUGUGUCUUCCUUUAGACAUCUGAAGAGAAGGAUUAAAGUGAUUUGGAAUAAAACCAUUGUGGAGCACAUUUCAUUUGUAUGGUCAGGAUAGGACAUCUAAUUGAGGAGCAAUCAGGUCGAGGCAAUGGUACGCUUCAUAUUCCAUAAAUUGAACGUUUUCAUAGGUUGCUAUUUCAUGCAUGUCAUACUUAACAAAGCCAUAUGUGCUGUACUUUGUUUAUAUAUAUACAGUUUUUAACAUGCUACUCUGGCUUGUGACAGAAAUAAGCAGUCCUAGAUCAAGUGUUGUGAUGUAAGUGUAACAUCUUUGCUGUCAAAUGUAAAAAAAAAAAAAAAAAAAAUAUCUGAAUCACUACUUUUGUUGCAAAAAAA